This is a messenger RNA of Aureobasidium namibiae CBS 147.97, 1557 nucleotides long. RefSeq names its product UBX domain-containing protein 7. Gene Ontology annotation, cellular component: nucleus. Bases 1 to 1557 code for a protein of 518 amino acids. Gene Ontology annotation, molecular function: ubiquitin binding. Lineage: Eukaryota; Fungi; Ascomycota; Dothideomycetes; Dothideales; Saccotheciaceae. The record is from RefSeq and is a predicted model, not a curated record. Gene Ontology annotation, biological process: proteasome-mediated ubiquitin-dependent protein catabolic process. The transcript has 2 exons.
AUGGACGACGAGCUGAUCGCCAACUUCACGGCCUUCACCGAAGCCACCCCCGAACGCGCACGCCAGUACCUUACCUUGACCGAAAACAACCUCGAGCAAGCCGUUCAACUCUACUUCGACAAUGGCGGCAUCGACAUGGGUGCCACCUUCCCCCAGCAGCCUGCCCAACCUGCCCAACCAGCAUCACGCCGCUACAACCAAGACAACAACGGCGUUGUGACGAUAGACUCCGAUGACGAUGAACCUGCCUAUGAGGACGACGAGGCUAUGGCAAGACGCUUACAGCAGGAGGCUUAUGGAACCGCCGGUGGUGAAGAGCAAGUCAGAGCACCCAUGGCCAGAACUACCGAGACCCUUGUCGGCCCUGGUUCCACAUGGGUUGGUGAUGAUGGGGAUGAUGUCGACGCUGCCGUCCAGGAGCAGAUGAUGGCACGUCAGAGAAGAGCCAACACACGACCCGGUAUCUUCAACCAAGUCUCGGUAUGGGAUGAUGCCAACGGCUUCGCAACUCCUUCCGAUCCCGAAGCUCACCGUCGCAAUCUCGCCCGUGCUACUGGUGGUGCAUCAGAACAAUCGUCCAAGUCAACUCUACUCGCCGAACUCUUCAGACCGCCCACCGACCUCAUCUCGCCUCUGUCGUUCCAAGAUGCCCGCGACGAAGGAAAAGAGGACGAGAAGUGGAUAAUCGUCAACGUUCAAGACCCAUCAAUUUUCGAUUGCCAGGUCCUCAACCGCGAUAUCUGGAAGAACUCACAAAUCAAGGAGACUGUCCAGGAGAACUUCAUCUUCUUGCAGUACUCCAAGGACGACCCGCGCGGCAACCAGUAUGUGCAGUACUAUUUCCAGAACAGAGACAGCGAUGACGCAUACCCACACGUCGCCAUCGUUGACCCCCGAACUGGCGAGCAAGUCAAGGUUUGGUCAGGUGCUCCCGUUCCGAAACCCGCCGACUUUCUCAUGGACUUGCAUGAGUUCCUGGACCGCUACAGUCUGAAAGCGUUCGCGAAGAACCCGGUGGCUACCCGCAAGCCCGAGAAAAAGUCCAAGGAUGUUGACAGAAUGAGCGAGGAGGAAAUGCUGGAGAUGGCCAUGCAAAACAGCUUGCAACAAGGUGGCGCAACAGUCAAGGACGAUGAUCCAGACGCCCUUACCAAGGCAGAGUCAAGCAAGGGCAACAACACAGCUGUCGAUCCCGAUGCUAUGGAUAUCGCCGACACAGGAGUCCCGAUCGAGAAUGCAGAGACAGAACCCUCAGCGUCGCAAGCUGGUCCCUUCGCUCAAAUCGCAUCCGACAAGCCUCACACUGAGCCUACAGAUCCGGCAUCGUCGACUCGUAUCCAGUUCAGAUACUCUGGUGGAAGACAGAUCAGACGCUUUGGACUGCAAGAAGAAGUACGCCGUAUGUACGAGUGGCUCAAAGCAUCGCCCGUCGAGGGCAAGCAAGGUGUCGACUUUGAGCUUGUCUUCAUGGGCCGCAACCUGAUCGAGGCGUUGGAUCAGACGAUUGAGGAGGCUGGGCUCAAGAAUGGUUCGGUCAUGAUCGAGUUCCUUGAGUAA